Molecule: messenger RNA, 789 nt
Organism: Ornithodoros turicata
Lineage: Eukaryota; Metazoa; Arthropoda; Arachnida; Ixodida; Argasidae
Product: zinc finger protein 239-like
Exons: 3
Coding region: 1-789 (262 amino acids)
Biological process (GO): regulation of gene expression
Cellular component (GO): nucleus
Source: RefSeq, a predicted model, not a curated record
AUGGCGGAGCGGGAGCAAGAGAAAGCUCCGGUACCCUCCAUAUUGAGGACAAGCCCAGAGGCACUCGUGAUCAAGUGUUCUUCAGGUUGCACUUUCUCGAAUGCGCGGUUCGAGGUCAGCAGAGCAACAGUUGAAGCUCGAUUAAACAACACUGCAGUAGUCACUAUGGAAGAUCCACCCACGGAACGACCUCCAGAAAAGAGCAAGUCAUGUGGACUUGCAUGCACCUCCAAAGCCAGACUGCAACACCACAUGUUUGCACACUGUCACAGUGAGUCUGAAAAGUGUCCUGCUACUCUUCCACCAAAUAUUCAGGUGGAAGAGGAGGGCUUUGGGUGCGACGUGUGUCACUCUGCAUUUUCACAGUCUGUCAGUCACGCGAACCACGUUUCGAAGCGUACUGAUGAGAAGACAUAUAUGUGCGAUCUCUGUCCUGCAGAGUUCAUCCAGGGCACGCACCUGCAACGCCACAAGAUGAUGCACACUGGCGAGAAUCCAUGGAAGUGCGAUCUCUAUCCUGCAGAGUUCAACUGGAAUGCGCAUCUACGGCUUCACAAGCGGACACACAAGGAGGAGAAGCCAUUCAAGUGUGAUGUCUGCCUUGCAAAGUUCAGCCGAACAGUGACCUGCAGCGCUAUAAGAGGACACACACCGAGCUCACACCUGCAGCGUCAUAAAAAGACGCAGACGGGCGAGAAGCCAUACAAGUGCAAUGUCUGCCCUGCAAAGUUCAGCCGGAGCGGGCACCUACGAGACCACAAGCGGACACACAUGGGGGAGCAGCCAUAA